AUGAUACCUGAUCUUUUCACGCCCCCAGUGGCCUCUCCGGGACCAUCAGUCAGCGGGACGUCCUGCCCGAGUGCAGCUCUGAGUGGGAGGUUUGUGAGCGAUGGCCUGCGCCGCAAGGAGGAGUGUGCGUGGGUCAAAUGCCACUCGUCCAGAGACACGGAGAGACGAGGAUUCCACCUGGGCAAGAACGGAGCCCGGAGUCACGGCUCUCACCAUCAGUCAUCGAGAAAAGGGCAGGAGCCGAGAUGUGGUGAAGCUGCACGGCAUUUUAAAAAGAUCCAUCUCACCUAG
Molecule: messenger RNA, 291 nt
Organism: Knipowitschia caucasica
Lineage: Eukaryota; Metazoa; Chordata; Actinopteri; Gobiiformes; Gobiidae
Source: the annotation of a GenBank genome assembly